CAAAUUACAUAAAUCUCCCACCAAAAAUUAAACUGCAUUUCAGAUGGCAGCACAGUAGUCGGAACUAUAACCACAUUUGUGAAGUUUACAUUUAAUGGUCUUUUCCGGCUGAAUAUACUGAAAGAUGCCUUCAGUAACAUUAAAAGACGUCGAUCAACACAAAUUUGUGAAGGCUUUUGCCGCUCACUUAAAAAAAACUGGUAAAAUGCGUGUACCAGAAUGGGUAGACCUUGUCAAAACUGGUAAAUUCAAGGAAUUAGCCCCAUACGAUCCCGAUUGGUAUUACGUUCGUUGUGCUGCUUUGGUACGUCAUGUGUAUAUCCGUUCUCCACUUGGUGUUGGAUCAGUGACCAAAAUUUUCGGUGGACGUAAACGUAACGGAACACACCCAAGCCAUUUCUGCCGAUCAUCCGGUAGUGUAGCCCGUAAAGCUUUACAAUCAUUAGAACAAUUGAAACUCAUUGAAAAAGCUCCAGAUGGUGGUCGUAAACUUACCCAACAAGGUCGUCGUGAUUUAGAUCGUAUUGCAGCACAAAUAAAAGCACGAGGCCGUAAAGUGAAACAAGAAACACUUGUUUUAUAAAAAGGUUUUCGUUUUUUUAUGUAAUUUAAGAUAAAAAAAUAAAAAAUUUUAAAAAUUAA
Molecule: messenger RNA, 642 nt
Organism: Chrysoperla carnea
Lineage: Eukaryota; Metazoa; Arthropoda; Insecta; Neuroptera; Chrysopidae
Gene: RpS19a
Product: 40S ribosomal protein S19a
Exons: 3
Coding region: 125-583 (152 amino acids)
Biological process (GO): ribosomal small subunit assembly; translation
Cellular component (GO): cytosolic small ribosomal subunit; ribosome
Molecular function (GO): structural constituent of ribosome; RNA binding
Source: RefSeq, a predicted model, not a curated record